AUGAACAGAAGGUUCGGGUCGGCAUUUACGAGGGAGGCCGUCCAACCUAAUCGUCUAUUCGCAGACCAUCCGCGCAAUGAUCGGCCAGACAUGAAAGUUGUAUCUAACCACGCUAGUCAUCAGCCGUUUCCCGUCCAUGGGCAGGAUCGAGACGUUGCGGAGCUGGAUGAGUUUGAUAACGAUUUCCUGGACCGUGAAUUGCAAGAGCCAGACCAGCUCGACGCUUUGUUUGGCCCCGGCGGCGGUGAAGAUGAUUGGAUGGAUGAGAUAGACGUUUCCUUAUUCGCCAGCGACGUGGCGGCCACUGGAUUUGAUGUGAACCCGAAACCGAACCCCGCAACCCCUGUUGUCCCAUUUGCCACCAUCGAUGGACGACGUUAUUUGAAGCCGUGCUACUCGUACUCGUGUAUGAUCGCCUUGGCGCUGCGCAACAGCAAAACGGGCAGACUGACGGUAUCCGAAAUCUAUGCAUUCAUGUGCGAGAAUUUCCCCUAUUUCAAAGCGGCGCCUUCGGGGUGGAAGAAUUCGGUGCGACACAACCUUUCGCUGAACAAGUGCUUCAUGAAGAUCGAGCUGGAAACUCUCGGGCCACAGGGACGGAAGGCUUGUCUAUGGAUGAUUCGCCCUGAAAAAGCGACAAAAAUGGAGACCGAAUUGUUGCGGUGGAGGGACAAGGAUGUCGAUGAUGCGAUUGGGCCCUCUACAAACAUCGAAGCCGUUUUGGCCGGUACCUUUGGCGUACCUCGCGAAGACCGUACAGUCAUGGAGAUUGAAAAUCAGCAAAAGGCAAGCAAUGAGAUCCUGCUCGCCAGCAAUUCGGGGAUGAAGCACGACCCGGAUACGCCGAUAAUGAUCAAGACCGAGACCCGCCCGCUCAGCACCAUCAAUUCGCACCCGGGUCCUUCGAGAGCCGUCCUCGACCUGAAUGAUCGUCUGGGGAUAACUUUAUCCGAGACGAAGCCGCCGCUUCGGAUGUCGUCAUCCAAUCCAUCAUUCCCAGUCCGUGUAGCCGAUCGCCCACCGAAUACCUUAAACCAAGCCGGUCCCUCAGUCGGCCCUCGACCGCCGCCGCAUAAGCCCAACAUUCUGCGGCGCUCCACCGCUCUGCCGGCCGUCAACCGUUUCCGCAUCCUGCGAUCCCCGGUCAAAGGUCUCGGCCAAUUGAUGCCGUCCGACCUCUCGAGGCUCGAGAUCACCCCGAAGAAAGAAGACGCCCCGCUGGCCGGCAAGUCGCCACAGAAAGAGGGCCGCCAAAUUAUCGCCUCGCCAGUUCGCGACAUCCUCAACCCGUUCGGUUUCAUGGAAUCGGCAGUCUCGGACAACACGUUAAUGGACUGUGCCCUCGAUCAAAGCCCAAUGAAGGACGCGCCCGUCUCAUUCAGUGCCGAUCUGGUCUACCGC
Messenger RNA from Mesorhabditis spiculigera, 1401 nucleotides. The record is from the annotation of a GenBank genome assembly. Lineage: Eukaryota; Metazoa; Nematoda; Chromadorea; Rhabditida; Rhabditidae.